AAGAUGAUUCUAAGUACAUUUUUAAGUAAAGAAAAAUUAAAAAAAAGGGAGGUCCCCAAAUUUAGUGAUGAUAGCAUUAAAGUAAAAAUGAUUAAAAUGAGAAUAAUCCCCAAAUUUAGAUAUGAAGGUCCCCAAAUUUGGCGACUAGCAUUAGAGUUGGUCUAACAAAAAUCUAAUUGUACGUGACAAAAACCGCUUCGGAGUAAAAUUUAGUUUUUAUAAACAUGUUCAUAUAGUGGAGCAAUGCAGAGAUGGGUGAUUUCUCAAGAAGUCACUAUGAUGCAGCCAAUAGCAAAAUUGUACAGGGUUGGAUCCAAAGCUGACACUACAUUGGUAAGAAAAGAGUUGAAUGAUGCAAGUUGUAUUUGCGUCCCUCUUGAACAAUAGUAGAACAAACCCCAACAAUGAUGUUGAGUCCCAAAAGGGCAUGUAAUGUAACACAUUAGUCAAAUCCACGGAGAGAUUCAUGAGCUAAAAGGAACAAUCCAACCUUAACUGACAAACUGCUAUAUGCGGUGGAAUUAAUGAGCUCUUGUAAGAGCACUGAAGUUAAACGUGUUAAGGGUGGAGUAAUGCAGAGAUGAGUUGUCUCUUGGGAUGUCACCAUGAUGUACUUAAAAGCAAAUUAAUGCGGCUUUGUGUCCAAAGCGGACAAUAUCUUGGUCAGAAAAAGGAUUGAGAUGUUACACGACGUAUCAAAGCCUCUAUGCAUCCCUUUUGAAUGACGGUGAGGCGAAAAUCAACGAGGAUGUUGAGCCCCAAUAGAGGUGUAAAGUAACACGUUAGGCAAAUCCCACAUCGACAAAGUACAAGAGAGAUUCAAAGUCUAUAAGGAACAAUUCAAUCCUAAUUGACAAAUAUGGGUGACCUCUUAAGAAGUCGGCAUGCAUAUGGUGCACCCAAAAGGAAAACAGGUCCAGGAUUGAACUCAGAGCGCACAAUAUCUUGACCAUAAAAAUGGUUGGGAUGUUACAUUUAACAUUGGACGAUAUAUAUGACAAAGAUUAGAAUAGGAUGGGUUAGCUCAGUACCCUUACGACCCAACUCAUCCCGCGGAAGCUAAGGUCGAGUCUAGGUAAUGUAUUAGGGUUUUUGGUUGGGUUAUCAGUUCAAUUGGGUUUGCUUAUUAAUUUUUUUAUUAGUAUUUUAAAUGACGUGGCAUGCUGACUGGUUGGAAGUAACGAUUUUUUGGAUGGAAAUGGAUGGAAUUACCUUUUCGUUAUUAGUCCAAACAUUUAUUACUAAAACGUACAAAAUUAAAAAUUUGUGAACAUUUUGUACAAAGUGAAUAAUUUUGUCAUCAUUUAUGAUAAUUAGCCAUUCAUAUAAAACGCAGUAGUAAACUCAUAACUACAUCCCGGAAAAAAAAUCAGUAGGGUUUCGUCCCGCUCCAAUCCCCUCCAAUUCCAGUGCACCAUAUUCAUCACGUCCCUUCUGUCUUCUUUUCGAAUAGCUCUCGCGAGCUCGUUCUCCCCGGCCGGUAAGCGUUUCUACUUCUCUCGUCGUCGUCUCUCCUCCAUGCAUGCAUGCUCAUCAGUUACGUUUCUCUCGGUGCCCUAAUAAGCUCCAUGAAUCUUUCUCACUAGAAACUUAGCUUUUAGGUUUUGGUUUCCUACGCCCUUUAAUUUCUCGGCAAGUGGUCUUUCUUCUGUGUUAAGAUAUCGUCUGAUUGAUUGAUUUUUUUUUUUUUUCAUUUUGUUUCCCCGGAACUCAGCAAAACCCUAGCUAGCGGCUAAUAUAUGUAUCUAAACUCUUAUACUAUGUUGUUGCCUCUGUUAGAAGAACUCUCCGAUCCAAUGGAUUAUUCCGGAUUGCCGGUGGACAUACUAGACAAGAUAGUAAACCAGCACUUGCACGCCUUGUCCCAGUUGCUCGCCUUCUCCGGAGUCUCCAAAUCAUGGAGAUCUGUGGCUCUUCCACACCGCCACCGCUUGCUCCAAUCCAUGCAGCUUCCUGGCCUCCUCAUCUCGCAAGCCUCCGCCAUCCUGCCGGAAUCCCCCGCGCCCUCUCGUUACUGCGGGCCGCCACACGACUUCCUUCCCCUCAUCACCACCACCACCAUGCAGCCAAUAACUCCAUCGCCAACAGUAGUACCAAGCACCAAGAGCACAAGGAGAAAGCGGCUGCCGCGGGUGAUGCUCCCUCACUUCCCAUCCCUAUCCGAUGUAUCCCACAUCCUACGCGAAUCGGAGCGCCACAAAAAGAUGUACAUCGACUUCGACGACCACCCUUACCUCGGCUCCACCGUGCAAUCCAAACUCUACGUGGCCUCCAAAGACGGGUGGAUCCUCAUCAUCCACCCACGCCGCCACGGCGUCAACUUGUACCUCUUCAACCCGAUCACCAAUUCCUCCAUCCCUCUCCCUCCUCUCCCUUUCCCCGCCAAUCCCAAGGACAUCCUCAAAGCACUCAUCUCCUCUUCCCCUGACUCGGACCAGGAUACUUGCUGCUGCUGCCACGUCAUCAUUCUCUUCCGCUCCUUGCCCCAACUGGCCUGGUGCAACGUGCAGGAGGCGGCUGCUGCUGCUGCUGCAACCAAGGAUGAUGACGACGACCAUGAUGGGAGGAGAGCAGGAGGUUGGAAAUUCACGAGCCGGGAUUAUCGAAUUGUCAACAUUAUUUACCAGUGGCGGGUUGACAUGGACUACUUCGGAGGGAAGCUGUACGUGCUGGAGGACGGAGAGCACGUGUCUGUCGUCGAGGGACUGCUUACCUGUAAACUUUCUGUGAGAGUGUUCCCGCUCUCUCCGGCCAUGUCGUACAUGUCGAGCUGGCGGGCCAGAGCUCGCGAAGACUACUACAAGACCUCUUACCACUUGGCCAACCUCCGUGGUCAGCUCCUCGUUAUCCUGAGCCAUAGAUAUGACUGGUACAACCCGACUGACCCCAACUCCGUGCUCAAAUUCGAGGUGUACAAGCUUGUGUCGAUGAAAGGAGGCGAUAAGGGUGGUAGUAGUACUAGUACUAGUUAUUUCUGGGCAGAAGUGACUGACUUGGAUGGUCACGCUGUGUUUUUGGGGUCUCACCAGUCAUUCUGCCUUCCUGCGGAUCCACUCAACAAUGGGGUUAAAGGAAACCGCAUCUACUUCGUUUUUGAGGACUAUGGCUCCAAUAACUAUGGCAAUGGCUGUGGCAUGUUCGAUCUUGGGAACCAAAGGGUUGAGAGGUUUUGUCAUCAUGAUCCUAAUGACAAGAUGAUUGUGGAAAGGAAGGCGCGAAGUUUUUGGUUUCUCCCCAUGCCCUGGGAUAUCCAAAAGCACAGAAAGGAUCAAGAAAGGAUGUUGGAGCACGCAAAACCAAGGCCAGCCGUGGACGUCGCCAAGGUAACGAAGAGGAAGAGCAAUAAUAACAAAAAGCAUCAGCAGCAACAACAUGAUGGUAAUAAGGUCUCUCGUCUGGCAAACAGAUUCCAAGCUUUAUUAGACGAAGACGAAGACGAAGACGAAGGAUGAGCUGAUGAGCAUGUGCACGAUGUGGAAGAAUUGCCAUGAGUAGUACUUUUGCCUACCGUCAGUUACUAUUCCAGCUAUUGUCAUCUUGUCUAAUCUGCAGCAGAGCCUGUGGAAGAACAAAAACAUUAGAUCAGUUGGAGGAAAGAACUGGGUUGCCACAGUGACAAAUCCGUAGUGGAAGGUUUCGAUCAGGACCAACAUUCAAUUAUAAACAAUUCUCUGAAGAUGGUAUAUAUAUAGAGAGAUUUUUGUUAGUAAUUGAAAUAAUAGUUGCAGGUGGCGGCCAGCAUAAUCAUUGUCCAAUAUAAAGGGACGGGGCUUCUUUUCCUUAUUUAUUUGUUCUGAAUUUAUUCAUUUGGUGACAACUGAGAAACAAAACCAACCCAUAAAUUUGAGUCAUCUAAUACCCCACUAAUGAUCAAGCAAAAGUGUCUAUAAUUCCCCUUGUUGCAGGAUCUUUUGGAAGCUGUAUUGCCUUUUGAUAUGUUGUCAGACAGAAGAAACCGGUCCAUAUCUCUUGAAAGGUUGUGAGUGGCGAUGCAAAUGAGCCAAGUCAAGUCGAGUUUUGCUUAAUUUGAGCUCGACUGGUUUCCUAACAAGCUGAGUUAGAUCGAGUUUUGGCUCAUCAAUCAGCUCAUGAGCUCGGCUCAUUUAUAAGUCUAAAUGGUUUAACCCUUAAAUUAAAUUUCUAAAAUAAUUUAUAACUUGAAUACCAUUAUAUUUGUAUGCCAUAUAUUAUACAUGUGGUUAAUGAAAAAAGGAUAAUAGUCAAUUUUCAUUACUAAUUUAUCUCAUAUUUGUAUGCUGCUGAUAUAAUAUAAUUUAGCACAAUAUAAUUUAGCACGUAAUUUAUAACCGAAUGAAAGGAGAUAGGGAUUUUCAAUUUAAUCGGAAAUGGGAAUUACAUCCGUGAAAAUAACAAAAUUUUAUGAGAAAGGAUUGCUUUCCCUUCUUCUUUCAAAACCAUAGCAGCAAGCUCUAAACUUAUUUGUUUUAUUUAUUUAUGAAUAAGGUAGCUGUUACAACAAGGAAUAAGCACUGCCCUAAGGUGCAGCCACCACGGAGGGCGGGAUACGCACUAUUACAACUCUAUAAGAGACAAAUGUGGUAUAUGUAUUUAAAGGAAUACAGAGACAAAUGUGGAUCCUAUUGAAACAUAUUUUCAUUGUCUCUAGUCCAUUUUUUAAAUACUUCUUGAAAAGAUGCAGAGAAACUCUACUUCAUUCUACAAAAGUUACAGCAUAAUCAACUACCAAUCAUACAAAUUUAAACAAUAUUGUCAUGAAAGAAGUUUAAACAUAAAUAAUCGAUUCGACG
Molecule: messenger RNA, 4769 nt
Organism: Linum trigynum
Lineage: Eukaryota; Viridiplantae; Streptophyta; Magnoliopsida; Malpighiales; Linaceae
Source: the annotation of a GenBank genome assembly